Leptosia nina is the source of this 2919-nucleotide messenger RNA. The record is from the annotation of a GenBank genome assembly. Lineage: Eukaryota; Metazoa; Arthropoda; Insecta; Lepidoptera; Pieridae.
AUGGCAGAUUCUUUUUUCGGAUUCGAUACUUCGCUAUCGAACUUAAAUGAUGAUGAUUGUGGUGCUGAACCUUCAGAGGAGGAAUAUGAUGCUCUUAACAAUGAGACUUUUGGACAUGACGAUGAUCUUGACUGGGAGGUGGAGCAUGAGCAGCUGGCCGAGCAGUUGGAGAGCAGUCGACGUCAGAAUGCAAUGGACGAGGCAGAUUCUAGACUUGAAGCAUCACUCUCCCAGCUAGUACUUGAUGAAAGUGACAUCCAGCCGAGAACAUCCCUAGGCUCAAAUGUAUGGAGGCAUGAUUUCUUUCCCACACCCCCUGUGGCUCCAACUCUCAAGAAUGUCUGUACGGUGGAGGAAUUGGAGAGGCAGCUCCGCCAAAACCAGCCACCACAGAAUUUCAACCAGAAUUAUUUUCAGCCCCGCUUCCCACCCGUCAUAUUACAACGACCACCAGGCCUACAGGCGCCAGUAUCCUUACCCUUCGCGCCACAACCAAUCGGACCCAACAUCAACCAAAUGAACCAAUCCGUCAAUAAAAUCAUUGGCCCAAACCAAAUGACCCCAAACAAUCAGAUGAUGCAAAAUAUGAAUAUGGGUCAAAAUAAAAUGGGGCCUUAUAUGCAAAACAAUCAAAUGAACCAAUUUCAAAACAACAUGGGACAAGGUAUGAUGAACCAAAUGUCCCAAAAUAUGAACCAAGUGGGACAAAACAUGAACCAAAUGGGGCCAAACAUGCAUCAGGUGAACCAGAACCAGUUAUUUCAGAACCAAAUGACUCAGAAUCAUUUGCCACAAAACAUGAAUCCCAUGGGACAAAAUAUGAAUCAGAUGACUCAAAUUGGCCAAAACCAACUGAAUAUUAAUCAGAUGGGACAAAAUAUUAAUCACAUGGGACAAAGUGUUAACCCGAUGGGACAAAAUGUCAACCAGAUGGGGCAAAAUAUGAACCAAGUCAGUCAAAAUCAAAUGGGCUCAAAUGUUAACCAGAUGGGACAAAAUGUAAACCAGAUGAUGCCUAACGGAAAUUUCGGGAGCAAUCAGUAUCAUGUGAUGGGGAAUCCCAGAAUGAUAGCUCCACCCCCAGGUAUGGGGCUGCCGAGGCAGAAUUUCAACCAAAAUGUUAAUCAUUUCAAUCAGAACUUUCGAGCCCCCAACCCCAUAAAAACUGAACCAAUGAACAUGAAAAACCAGUCUAAUAACCAAAAACCAAUGCAAACUAAUUCCAACCAGUCGCCCAAGAAGCGUUCGGAGCCCAAAAUCAAAAGCCAAGUGUACAACAAUUCUCAAAAUAAAAGUCUGACGUCACAGAACUUGGUUCAAAUAAUUCAAAACACGCAAAGGAUGCUAAUGUACAACAGUCUGCACAAUGCAAGCCACCACCCCAUGCUGGGAAGGAACUUCAAUAACCAAAUUGUGCAUCCUAUGCUGGGACAAAGGAAUGGUGGAUUUAAUGCAUUUAGCCUGGAUUCGUCCAGCGACGACGGCAGCACUGCAAGUGACGUCGACGAAUACGCUGGUCUGAUGACGCAACGGGAGAAGCAGUGGCUGAUCAAUAUACAGAUGCUGCAGCUAAACACCGGGACACCCUAUAUACACGACUUUUAUUAUACAGUGUUCUUAGAAAGGCAGGCGAAUAAGGAGAAAGCUGGCGUGAAAGAGGCGCACAAGGCGAACCAACAGAAUCAUCCAUUCUAUAGCGGUGGAGUAAAACAGGAAGAGUCCCACAGACACCGCGAGAGGCACAACUCGCACAGGCACAAUUCGACGAGCGAAGACCAGCCCAGGACCUAUGUACCCCUCCAGUUUGAAAACUCCCUGGGCAAAUUACAGUGUGGCAGUGUGACAGCGCCCCGUAAAAUUAUCGACGUCGAGGUCGUUGGUUCGGAGCCAGCUGGAUCUAAGGUGUCGAGAGCGCCCAGUGUUGCCAGCACCACGCAUCCUUCAGAGAUACCGCGAGAAAUGAAAAGGACAAAACAACUGUUGCUAGAUAUUGAAGCGUUAUAUCUAAUUCUGCUGAGGUUGGAGGAGCUCAACGAUCCAUUGGCUAUAUCUAACGCACUUAUACUCAAGGAGAGAGAAGAAAAGCAAAAACUCUUAGAGGCCGCACAGAAAGAAGCGGAGGCCCAAGAGGACGAGUCGAACGUUUUCUUGAAGAACAUCGAGUCGGUCCAGCGGAGGCCUAAGCAGGACAGCCCCAAGAGCGAAUGCGUUGAUAAGAGACAGGUUGUGAACUUGGCCAUAAACCAGAAGCCGGUGCCAGUGAAAAACCUCUUGGACGAAGACAAGGAUGACCUGCUCAGCAAGAUGUUCGCCGGUCUGCUUCACGGGGACAGGUUGUCACAAAUGUUGGCUGUUAGAAAGGGACGGACGUUGGUCAGCCGAUUCCUCGCUCGAGUACCAGUUACACAUUCGCGAUUACGCUUCCUCUGGUGUAGGAUUCUACGGGCUCUGUCUUCCAGCCGCUGCCGGUUCGACUCUCGUCUCGCUGAUUUGGCAGAUUAUUAUCGCAAGUAUAUACAGAACAACUCGGGCUGGACGGCGGUUUUGGAGUGCUGCGGUAUUCUCUCAGAAGCGUUAGACCCCGCGAGAACGCCUUACGCCUUAACAAAUGCUCUAACACUCAGCUGCGUAUGCGCACUAACAGAGAAGGCAAUGGUUUUAUCGAACACGCCAGACGCCACAUCUAGCGAGCGACAGUGGUUCAAAUUCUUAAAGACAGUCGCUAGAGCGCUGAAGAACACCACGUUGAACGUUGCAAAACCAGUUUCACCACUGCCAGAGAACAAACUGCUGCACCACAUAAAGCAAUUGGAAUCUAGAAGCACCAUCGAAAUUCUGCAGAGGGGCAAACGCCCCUCGGAUUACGCAGACCUGACGAAGAGCGACGUAUCCGAAUUGUUGGUUAGGUACCUGUGUUGA